GAAAAUAGAAGGGAGAAGGUGUAUUUUAAGAGAUAUAAAUAUGUUUUCAACGAAACAACGGAGACGAUUGCAUGGAGAUUCGCCAACUAUUCGAGGAUCACAAAUUCGAACAGAAAUCACGGAAGAACAAAGACAUGAGAUCAAAGAGGCAUUUGAACUGUUUGAUUCAGACAAGGACGGGGCGAUUGACUAUCAUGGAUUGAAAAUAGCAAUGAGAGCUCUUGGGUUUGAGGCUGAAAAAGCUGAAGUAUUGAGUAUUUUGAGAGAAAAUGGGAAGAACGGGCGAGGAGUUAUUAUGUAUGAAGAUUUUGCACGAGUAAUGACGGAAAAGAUUUUGGAAAGGGAUCCAUUAGAUGAAAUUAAGCGUGCAUAUGCAUUGUUUGCGGAUGAACAAACAGGGAAAAUUAAUAUUCGUAAUCUUCGUCGUAUUGCUAAAGAAUUGGGAGAGAAUAUUGAUGAUCAAGAAUUGAUGGCUAUGAUUGAUGAAUUUGAUUUAGAUCAAGAUGGUGAAAUUAAUGAGCAGGAAUUUAUUAAUAUUAUGAUCGAUGAAAUAUAGGGAAAAAU
Molecule: messenger RNA, 564 nt
Organism: Pneumocystis murina B123
Lineage: Eukaryota; Fungi; Ascomycota; Pneumocystomycetes; Pneumocystales; Pneumocystaceae
Exons: 4
Coding region: 41-556 (171 amino acids)
Cellular component (GO): cytoplasm
Molecular function (GO): calcium ion binding
Source: RefSeq, a predicted model, not a curated record